Oppiella nova is the source of this 1023-nucleotide messenger RNA. The record is from the annotation of a GenBank genome assembly. Lineage: Eukaryota; Metazoa; Arthropoda; Arachnida; Sarcoptiformes; Oppiidae.
AUCCAUACGUACCGAAUGGGUGUCAAUCAGUUCGCCGACUGGACUGAUGAGGAGUUUCAACAGAAAAUGCUUUCACUUCACAUGAAACCACUGACUGGUGUCCACAAUCUCACACAAUAUGUCCGAAAUACUAAUAAAAUAAUACCUCAAAGUCAGGACUGGACAUCAAAGGAGUCCGAUAUCAAGAACCAGGGUUCAUGCGGUUCGUGUUUCGCGUUCGCUUCGGUCGACACCAUUGAAAGUCACUACACGAUCAACACUGGCAAUAAGAUAGAGCUGUCACCGCAGAAUAUCGUGGAUUGUCUGUAUCGGCCGAAUGUCUGCAGAGACGGCGGUUCACUGGCGGAGGCCUACGAACUGGUCAAAUCGGAGGGCGGGAUUAUGGCUGAGUCGGACUACCCUUAUAAGGAAGAGUACGGCACCUGUAGCUAUAAAAAAUACUUGAGCAAGGUGACUGUGUCCGGGUAUAAUUACCACAUCGAAGGCGAUGAGGUAUUUCUUAAGGAAAUGGUCUCCGAAGGCCCGGUAGCCGUGGGUAUUGACGCGUCGCUCAAAAGUUUCAAACUCUACAAGUCCGGGGUCUAUGUGGACAACACGUGCCAUAACCCCAUGAAUCACGGAGUGGUGGUCGCGGGGUAUGGGGUGAGCGAUGGCCAGGAGUAUUGGCUCAUUAAGAACUCGUGGGACACCACGUGGGGUGAGGCCGGGUAUAUGAAAAUGGCCCGCAAUAACGAUAACCAGUGCGGGAUAGGACUGCACUGUCUGACCCCCACUGGGGUUAAAGCUGUCUAACAAUAACCACUAUUACUAUAAUAUAAUGAGAGUAUGUAUGCAAAUGUGGUUAACAGUCACGAAAAUUAUUUAUUUAUUUUUUAUAUAAAGUUAUUUAUAUAAAGUUUAUACUUUAUAAUUAUAAAAACAUAAUCACAUUGAAAAGCAUUUGUAAUGAAUGAAUGAUUAUUUGACUAAUUUUUUUAAACACGGGUUUGUGUAAUAAAACUAUAAAUUCAUUUCAAAAUAACA